GAGUAUCAUAUAAAAUUUGUCGGUGGCAAGCAAGCUCCUUGCCAUGUCAUCCUCAAGGAAGCAGCAGGCGUCUCACGAGGGCCUGCCAACCCAACAAUCUCCUUCGUCGAAGAAAUGGAUGGCCAAGAUGUCCUCCGCGCGGGCUUCUCUCAAACGUCUAACGAUCGGCAACUUUCCGCAAUGCAUCUUCAAGCCGACACGUGUCCACUCAGUAGAGGCCGGCGAUUGCCUAGAGCUCAUCGCCUCCACGUACGGGACCACGGUCGAGUCUAUCAAGAGGCUGAACAAAAUUGAAGGUGACGUCAUUGUCGAAGGCAGUGUUUUAUAUAUCGACAAGCGCAUUCCCAUUCCGACACGUCGGGGGAAGAGAGAGAUUGCAAGCCGUCCGAUUCCGAGAUUGAGAAAAGCGAACGCUCAGGAAAGGAACGCGACGAUGAUGGAAGACCUUGAAGCGGAAGCGGCGGCGAAUUGCCAUUCGCUGGACUCUAGCACAGCAGCUGCUUCAGGCAGCGGUGCAUCUGCACUUGACCUCAGGUCGUCAAGAUUAGGCGGAACGAGGAGACAUCAUCAAGGCUCAAGGCUGAGAACAGUAAGAGUUCGUUUCGGCGAUACGCUGGCGGGCAUAGCACAGGCGAACGGGCUCCAAGCGGAGGAACUGCAAAGGCUAAAUAACUUGCGCGAUGAUUCUAUUAACGAAGGCGAUGUCCUGGCACUGGGUGAGAGUGGUUGUAGCGAUGAUCAUGCUGGAGAGAUUCGCCGAGGAGCGAGACGGACCUAUCGACCUCUCUUCUCGCGACUAAGUGAUGGUGGAGGAGGGGACACCGCCAAUCAGCAGACGGGAACCGGAGGGCCAGAGGUAACCCAGCUUCCGUACCGAGGCGUAAUAAGGAAGAGUAUCAGUCACCGAAGAAAGUCUCAGGCAUCGUCAGAGUGUAGUAAGGUAAAGGUUGGAGGGAGGUGGAAGGCGGGGGGGACGAAAACCGUGCGGCGAUCGCCGAGUGUCUCAUCGUUGGUGUUUGGUCCGCCGGUCAGGCCCGCAGAUGGAUUCGUUAGCAGUCCGUUCGGAUGGCGCUGGGGAGCUUUUCAUGAGGGAGUUGAUCUGGCCGCUGCGCAGGGGACACCCAUUUUGGCUGCCAAUCGUGGGGUCGUCACAUUCGCAGGUUGGAGCGGAGGGUAUGGGUACCUGUUGACUAUCCAGCACAAUGGGGGGUUCUCCACUCGGUAUGGGCAUUGCUGUGCUAUUCACUCUCGUGUCGGGCAGAAAGUCGCCAGAGGGCAACAAGUUGCUGCAGUGGGAUCAACGGGGCAUUCCACGGGACCUCAUUUGCACUUCGAAGUCAGAAGAAACGACGAGGCACUGGAUCCGUUGGAUUGGGUUGGCCUCUGAUGUAUGUGGUUAGGUUCUCCAUCCCCCCCCYCCCCCCCCUCCUCCUCCUCACAGGCCCCCUCCAAAAAAUACAACUGAUUCCAAAAUGUCUCGUCCUUCUUCGCUUUCUAAGUUAUACUAUUAGCUUUGUUUGAAUUUUAUUUAUUGAUUCUGCUAGAUCCGUUGGGUUGGGUCAGCCUAUGGUGGAUGCGGAUAAGUUAUAUGCUUCGUUUUGCUUAAUAUUGAUUCUGCUAUUGAAGCCGAAUUAC
Molecule: messenger RNA, 1635 nt
Organism: Chara braunii
Lineage: Eukaryota; Viridiplantae; Streptophyta; Charophyceae; Charales; Characeae
Source: the annotation of a GenBank genome assembly